Trichomonas vaginalis G3 is the source of this 1704-nucleotide messenger RNA. Its product is annotated as MULE transposase domain-containing protein. The transcript has a single exon. The coding region runs from base 1 to 1704 and encodes 567 amino acids. The record is from RefSeq and is a predicted model, not a curated record. Lineage: Eukaryota; Parabasalia; Trichomonadida; Trichomonadidae.
AUGACAGAACUUGCUGUUGGUACUGAUGAAAACCCAUUAAUUAAAGAUUCAUUGGUCAGGGAAGUUUAUAAUAAGUCCAGAAAAUUUUCUGUUGGAGAAAAAAUUACAGACGAUGAAAUUGCUAAUUUUUGUUUAAUAAAUGGCGAGCAGUUUUUCAUUGGCCAUGAUUUUCAAGCAAAUUGUGAGACGAUGUUUUUUGGUUUUGAGAAGGCAAUUCAAUUUGCAAAAGAAGCCACAGAUUUAUUUUGCGAUGGAACUUUUAAAAUUACACCAAAACAUUUUCAAAAAGGACAGAUGCUAACAAUUAUGAUUUGUGAACCUUCAACAAAUCAAUAUCUACCACUUUUAUUUAUAUUCAUGAAAAACCGCACAUUUGAAUCUUAUAAGAAGGCAUUUGAAUAUAUUUUUACUGUCAAGGGUAUUCAAUUUUCAAAGCUAAUUCAAAUUCAUUGUGAUUUUGAAAAGGGAAUGAUAGAGGCACUUCAACAAAUUUUCCCUAAAGUCCGUAUAAUUGGAUGCCUAUUUCAUUUCAAACAAGCUUUACACAGGAAACUUGUAGCACUUUAUACAAAAAAUUUCAAUACUUUACAAAAUUCUUUAUUUAAGCUAUAUUCUAUUACUCCAUUCAUGUCUCAUGAAGAAUUUGUACUUACAAUGCAUAUAAUUAAUCAAAAUAAAGUUGAUUCGAUCAAAGAUUAUAUUGAUUAUUUCAACAAAGUUUGGUUGCCGCACUACAAUUUAAUAUCUCAAUAUAAUAAUGCAACUGCAAUAUUCACUAAUGAUUGCCUCGAGAGUAUGCAUUCAGAAUUUUCUUCGUUAAAACAUCCAAACAUUUAUGAAGCUAUUAAGAAGAUAUCUCAAAUCCAAUUAGAUAAAUAUAACGCCAUCAAAAAUAACCAGAAGAUCGAGCGCCAUAUAAAAACCGUUAUCACUGAUAGCUACAAAAAUUAUAUUCUUGACUGCUUUCAAAAAGAACUUGAGAAAACAAUUUUUUCUAUCAAACAAUACAACGUAAGUGAUCUUUCUUUGGCUCAGAACGAGAUUUCUCCAUAUGGUUCCAUAGAAUCGAGUUCAUUGUUCGAAAAUAUUCCAGUUCAUGAUGCAGAUAUACUCAAAUCGAUCGAUCUAACAGAUAAAGAUACAAUGAUCACUAAGUUUAUUAAUGAAAAAAGAGAAAAAAUUAUGGCAUUAUUUAAUGAAACAUUAAAUCAUCCAGAUUUUAAUUCAUCCACUCCAAUUCAAACUAAUUUUGAGCAAGCCGAUACAAAUCAAGGUUCAGAUGCUCCAAUUCGCUCCGAAAAUUCAAAUAUUGCAGACUCUACAGAUUUAGAACCAGAAAAUCAAAACCAUCCUUCUACAAAUCAAAUGUCUAGUAAUCUAGAACAUAAGCUGGACCUUCUUGAUCAUAUUGAAAAACAAUUAUCGAAAAUGCGCUCGUUAUUGGGAAUUCUUCCUACUACAAAUGCUAUUGUUGGGCCGUCAAAACAAGUUUCAGUUAAUAGCAAGCAAAAUUCUGAAAAAAAUAAGAAAAAAUCUUCCAUAACAACAAAAUCAAACAAUAAAAAACAAAAUUCAUCCGACAAUCCUCCUAAACGUAAAGCUCCUAUUUCGGAAAGGAUUCUCAGCGAUAAUAACUUAUAUUUUCAAGUUCAUCGAAAGAGAUCGAAAAGCAAACGUUCCACAUCUACAGAGAAAAAGAAUUGA